AUGUACCGUGAUUCUAAUAAUCAAACAUCUCCCAAAUUUACACUGCUUCAGCAAAGUCAAGGCUAUCUCCCUGCUUUCAAUCCCACUAAUAAGUUUUCUUUUAUGGGUAAUGAGAUUAAUGCCCAGAAAUAGUUCUCAGAUGCUGAUAUAACGAUGAUUAAUGAUCAGAAACAAAGCAUGAAAGAAAAACAUAGCAAAACUAAUUAUCCAUUCCCAAUAUAAUAACAGCAAAAUUAUUAGUCCCUUCCAAAACAUAUGAAAAUGACAUCAAUGCAAAUGCUUAAUUAAAGUGCAAUGGAUCAUCCAAGAUCAACGACUAACUUUAUUAAAAAGAGCUCUAAGAUUAAUUUUUCUUAGUCUCCUUUGCAUAGCGAGAAAAUAUUCGAGACUAAGAAGCUCUCUCAUGGCUUUUUAAAUCUGGAAAAUACUAACUCAAAGCAAUUAUUGCUUGAAAACCAAUAAAUUCAUCAGAGACACAAUGAUGAUGCCAACCUGCUUAAAUAGUUUAAGAAUAUAAUGUAUUAUUAGAAGCACGAGUAGAAAAAGAAAGAUUAACUGAAGGAGAUUAAGAUAAGGAAGUCUGAGAGAAGUCUAGAGUCAAUUGAAAUACUUUUUUAAUAAAACCCCAAGAAUAUUGAGGAGAAUGUAAAAAGACUGUUAUCAUUCCUAGAUGAAUAAAGUGUUAUCUUGAUAAAAAACAAAAAUAUUCAGUCUAUUAUGUCACGAUGCUUUAUCAACUUGUCGAACUUUAUCUUUUAAAUGCAAUCAAUGUUUGCAGGUCAGAUACAGGUUAUGAACAUAGAAAAAAAGAAAAUGGGGGUAAUGCUGAGGAAAAGAUUGGAUGAGAUUCAGAAAUACAAAAAUAUAGAGAUGCUAUAGGAAGAACGACUUAAGAAUAUGUUUGAACAUCUUAGGUAACUAGAUUUGGAGAUCAAGGAAUUCUCUGAAGAUAAUGAAAUUUUAAAUGCUAAAGCUUAUGUGCAUUUUGGGGAUAAAAAUAUGGUAGAGCAAUAGAAAAAUCGAGAAAAGAACUAGCAUAACAUGAAAUUACUUGAGUUUGAUUUGCUAAAUAUUCAGCAGUAGGUAUCAAGAGAUCUUGAACUAGUAUUAGAAAAAAAUGAUUUUGAUAUUCAAGGAAUGGAUUCAAAGUUUUUGUCAGAUCAGGUAAAAAGCGGUAUCCAAGAUUCAAUCGGCAAUCUGUAAAAGAAGAUAUAGACAAUUCUUUUAUCAAAUCAUACAAAAGCAAAGAAUUUAAAAGCAGAAAAAUGGAUCUAGACUGAGUCCUGGGAUUUCGCUAAGUUUAGUGAGAAUAUAGAUUCUUUAAGUAGAUAAAAUGCUCUGCUAUAGAAAGACAUGAAAUGGCUAUAGACCAAGCUUGAUAGAUCAAUUGCUAAAGAAGCUGAGAAAGAUGAAAAGAUUACCUAGUUCAUGGAAAGAAUUGAAAAGGUUAAGUAGCAAGACCUGGAGAAUAGAAAAAUUACUCAGGAUAAAGAACAUACUAUAAGAGAAAUGAAAAUGGCAAUUCAAUAGAAAGAAAGAGAGUAUUAAGAUUUAGAGCAUCAUCUGAAGGAUUUAGAGUCAAAUAUUGCAUCAAAGGACCAAGAGUUUUAAAAAAUAGAAAGUAACUUAAAGAUGAGACUACAAUAAUCAUUUCAAAAUGCUUAUCGUUAGUCAAGACCAUCAAGCAAAUCCCCUGCGAUCGGGAGAGCAGCUACAAAUACCUAAGGUGGUCAUCAUGAUGAGGUCUUGAAUCAAGAUUAAAUUGACAAAUUUUUCAAUCGUAAAAAGAUCUCUAUUCCUGGCAAGUAGUCAAUAUAUUUAGACGAUACAGAAAGCUAAGGUAGUCAUACCAAUGAAGAUAGUCACCGAAGAUAAAAUAAAAGUAGCUUUAACAAAAAGCGUGGAGCAUCUGUUAAUGAAAAAUCACAAUCAAGUUAUGGGACUUAGCCAAAUCAAGUUAAGAAUUUGUAAAAGAUGAUGAAAAAUGCCAAGGUAAUUCAAACUGCUCUAUCUGGGGAAUUCAACACACCAUAGAUUAAUAAGAAAAAACUUUCAAAUCACAAUCUUGUCAAGAAGAUAUCAGGAAGUAAAGUUGUUGGGUAAAUCAUAAACAAAGAUCCCCACCUCAGCACUACAACUAGAAAUAAGAUAUAAAAUCUCUCUAAUAAUGAAUUGAUAGAUCGCUUUGAUAGCUAAGCUUCUGAAGGCUUGUUUUAAAACUAGGUCAUUAAAAGCGUUCACUCAAAUCUUCUAUCGCCUUAAAUGAAUAGAGUACAGAAUGGAGAAGGAGAGUUUAACUUUGAUGAAGAAGAAAAAGAGGAGGAUGAUGAGGAUGAGUCUGAGAAAAUGAUGAUGAAUGACAGCAAAAGAAGAUACACUGGUAAUAAUAAGCAUGGCUAACAAAUUAAGAUAUCUGGGGCAAGUGAUGACUCUGUUUUUGAAGAAGCAAGGAACCAUGAGUAUCAGCAAUAAAUGGAUGAGCACUAAGAUCGUUCUUAGUUUAAGAAAUAAAAUAGAAGCAUGAUUGAGAAUGUAUUUUCUAAAGAAGAUAUUGAUAUCAUAAGAGAAUCUUUAAAAUCUGAGCAUCUAGGCUUAAAUGAUUCAGAUAGUAAAAAUUAGAGCGAGCGAAAAAUAGUGGCUCUUAGAGUUAACUAAGCAACAGGAUCAGGUAAAAGCUCAAUGAUGACUGUAAUGAAUGAUAACAACUACAAAUCUAAUAAUAAUCACAUAAUUACUGAGGAAAGCAAUGAGCAAAAUCAAGCAGAAGAUAAGUUUGUUCAAACUUCAUAAAAUUUUGGAAUAGAUCAAGCCAUUUAAGCCUUUGACGAUGAAAGCUACAAUUAUGACUUUAAGGUGAUUGCGAGAUAUAACCAUCAGUCAUUCGGAAAUCACUAAAGUUCAUUGCAAAAGACCUAAUACCCUUCGCAAAAGAUUAAAGUGUUUAAGAAACUUAAGAUCAACUCUAGAGGAAACUUUAGCUAUAAUAAUUCUCCAAGGCCAAAGACUUUGCUGCAACAGGAAAUCUAAAUUAGAAGUUUAUAAGAUUAAAAGCUAAACCGCAGUUCAGAGGGCAUCAACCCUCCUAAGCAGAUGGAAAUUAUAUCUAACACAAAUCUAAAAAGUGCAGCAAAGUUUGAUAACCUCUAGCAGCACCAUCUGAUGCUAAGUUCUGCAGCUAACUUCCAGAAAAUCAAAUUAAUCAAGCAAAGAAAGGCCACGCAUAUCAGAUCAUCCAGUGUGAAACCCGAUUUUAACUUUGAAUAGACUAUUAUUAAGGGGAGCAGAUCCCCUUUCAAACACAAUCCAAAUGAAUAAUUUAUUUGA
Molecule: messenger RNA, 3324 nt
Organism: Stylonychia lemnae
Lineage: Eukaryota; Ciliophora; Spirotrichea; Sporadotrichida; Oxytrichidae
Source: the annotation of a GenBank genome assembly